Messenger RNA from Pieris rapae (cabbage white), 615 nucleotides. RefSeq lists its product as uncharacterized. The transcript has 4 exons. The record is from RefSeq and is a predicted model, not a curated record. Bases 20 to 541 code for a protein of 173 amino acids. NCBI's taxonomy places the organism in Eukaryota, Metazoa, Arthropoda, Insecta, Lepidoptera, Pieridae.
GAUACGUACGUCGUUUAAAAUGCUAUUUCUACGUAUUAAUACUUUUAUACUAACGUUACUUGUCGUCGAACAUCUAUGUGUGCUGGAGUUGGUUAUGGAAAGAUGUGAACUUGACUUUGUCAACGCGACCUACUUUAAAGAACUGAAAUUCACUGUAAGGAAAUAUUCGCGAGGUGGUAAACGAUAUCUCAACGCAUUUGGUAUAAUUCUGAAGACUUUGCGUAAAAAUAUGAUGGUGACGGUUACAUUAGAAGAGUAUCUACAUAAUGAAUACAGACCAACCUUUAUAUAUUUUGAUUUCAAGUGGUGUGAUCUGAUAGAGUCACCAUUCAUGCGCUUGAAGGAAAAGUAUGGGCUUCCAUGUCCUACCACACCGAUGGAGUAUAAUGUACCUAAUAUUACAAUAUAUACCGAAUUAUUACCAGAAGCAUUUCCCAUUCGUCAAGGAAGAAUACGCAUUCGAGCAUACGAAACCAAUCCUCCAAUUGGAAUUGCCUCUGGAUAUUUAUAUGCGUCUUUUAUAAAGAAAGUAAAACAUUGACCGGUUUAUUAGUACAAUAGUUCGUACUGAAUAAAAAAAAAUUCAGACAUUUUCACUAUCAUUUCUGCAAAACC